Centropristis striata (black sea bass) is the source of this 2260-nucleotide messenger RNA. It is a transcript of the gene ogg1, whose product is annotated as 8-oxoguanine DNA glycosylase. Gene Ontology annotation, biological process: nucleotide-excision repair; base-excision repair, AP site formation; base-excision repair. The transcript has 7 exons. The record is from RefSeq and is a predicted model, not a curated record. NCBI's taxonomy places the organism in Eukaryota, Metazoa, Chordata, Actinopteri, Perciformes, Serranidae. Gene Ontology annotation, molecular function: 8-oxo-7,8-dihydroguanine DNA N-glycosylase activity; damaged DNA binding. Gene Ontology annotation, cellular component: nucleus. Bases 426 to 1658 code for a protein of 410 amino acids.
GUUGCAUCAGAUUGACGUUUCAAUCAUUUCUAGUAAUUAUUAACGUAGAAAUAGGACCAUAAAAACCUAAUAUUUUUAUCAAACAACAUUUUGAAUUACAACCACCUAAACUUGAAAGCCCUUUUUCCUGAAACAUGCGCAGCUUUGCUACGCUGUGUAGGGUUUUUGUUGGCCAUCACUAUCUAUGCUAGUUAAAUCAACUCCGUGAAAGUUAUUCACACUAGCUGUUGUAAACAUUAACUGUACAAGGAAGUUGUAGCUCCCGGUGAAAGCCUUUUAUAUUCACGUGCAGGGUUUGUUUUACGCUUCACCAUAUAUGGGGUCACACUAUAAUGCGUUUUGUAAUAAUUUAACAAUUUGGUAGGGCAAUAUACGUUUGUUUUUAACUCUAAACAAGCAAGGGAACUGUUAGUAUCAAAACAAUUAUGGCCAAACAUGCGGUGCUGUCAUCAGGGGCAAAAAUGUGGAGAUGUCUGGGCUGUCAGAAGUCAGAGCUGCGGCUGGAUCUCACUCUUGCCUGUGGACAAUCUUUCCGGUGGAGAGAAACUGCAGAAGGCCACUGGACCGGAGUGAUGGGAGGGCGAGUUUGGACUCUUACUCAGACAGAUGACACUCUUUGGUACCACGUUUACAAAAGCCAGGACGGGCAGGUGGAUGGAAGUGACCGGAAGAGCAAAGCAGGUGUUUCUCUCCAGAUGGUAAACAAGUCAGAGAAGAGAUUCAAAGGAGCUAUAAAGAAGGAAGAGGAGGAGGCGGUGGCUGUGUCUUUUCUGCAGGACACUGAUGAGGAAGAAGAGAUGCUGAGAGACUACUUCCAGCUCAACGUGAAGCUGGGGGAUCUGUAUAAGGAAUGGGGAACAGCAGACCCCCAUUUCAAACACAUUGCUGACAUCUUCUCAGGUGUGCGAAUGCUUCGCCAGGACCCCACUGAAUGCCUGUUUUCUUUCAUUUGCACCUCCAAUAACCACAUCUCUCGUAUCCAGGGCAUGGUGGAGAGGCUGUGUCAGGCUCUGGGCAACCCACUGUGCCAACUGGAUGAAACCUCUUACUACAACUUUCCUUCCCUGUCUGCACUUGCAGACAACAGCGUAGAGGCGUGUCUCAGGGAUCUGGGUUUUGGAUACAGGGCUCGCUUCCUUCAGCAGAGUGCGAAGCAGAUUUUGGACACUCAUGGGCUCCAGUGGCUUGAAGGUCUACGCAGUGUCCCAUAUCUGAUGGCCCGUGAUGCUCUGCGUACUCUCCCCGGUGUGGGCACCAAGGUGGCAGACUGUGUAUGUCUGAUGUCCCUGGAUAAGACAGACGCUGUGCCCGUAGACACACACGUGUGGCAGAUUGCUAAACGUGACUACAACUACGCUUCUGGCAAGGCACAAAAGAGCAUCACAGAUAAACUUCACAGAGAUAUUGGGGAUUUUUUCAGAAAACUGUGGGGUCCUUAUGCUGGUUGGGCACAGUCGGUGCUGUUCUGUGCUGACCUUAAAAAGUUCCAAAAGCUGAAAGAAAUGCCACAUCUAAAGCGACCGAAGAAAGAGGAAAAUAAUGAAGAUGAACUGAGGGUAGCGUGCAAAAAAACAAAAAUCAAGACGGAAGAGAAUGGAACCGUGAAGAACAAGAAAACCAAGUCAGCACAUCACAAGAAAGCAAAGACAACUGUCUAGAAUGAGAGAGUGAUAUGAGGUAAACAAGCAACACACUUUGGCCAGCUUAAUUAAAAACACUAUUUGAAUGAAAUAUAUAAACAGUACAUGUGUCCUGGUAUAAAACAAAAAUAAUUGUAAAAGAUUCUCAGGGUUUUUGUUUACAUGAGUUUAUGUUACUGUGACCUCUUUUAUAGAUAGAUAGAUAGAUAGAUAGAUAGAUAGAUAGAUAGAUAGAUAGAUAGAUAGAUAUACUUUAUUUAUCCCAAGCUGGGAAAUUACAGUGUAGCAGCAGCAUUACACACAUAGACAAUAACAACACAAUUAAAUAAAAAGAACAACCUAGGCAUACUUCAAGCAAUAAAAUAUAAAAAUACAAUAAAAUAUAAUAAAAAAUAAAGUGUCUAAAGAAGGAGUAUGUAUUAAGGAGUAGAAUAGAAUUCCAGUGCAGAAUAAAUAUGAAUAUACAGUAUAAAAAUGUUGGUGCUAUGAAACAAAUAAGGUGCAAUGAACAGUGUGCAUAAAAAACACAUAAAGUGCAUAGACAGUAUGUAAUGAACCAGAUUAUUAUUUGUUAUUGUACAGUGUGAUGGCAUGUGGAAGGAAAGAUUUUUUAUAUCUGU